ACUGUGAUUUUAUUAAUUUAUUUAAUCUGAUGUACCUAUUUUAUGUACGCUGGAAGUGUUUCUUAAAAAAAAAAGCAGAUAAGAUUAAGUAAUGUGAAGGAAAUUGAUCAGAUAAGUCAACUUUGCAAUCACGUAUCAACUCAGGUAUGCGAAAUCCUGGUUAAAAUAUAAAAAUGUUUGGUUGUGGGCGUAACAGAAUUAAAGAAGACGAUGCAGAAUAUGAACACGAUAGACGUUUCAAAAAAUCAACCAAACUGCUACUUUUGGGUACAGGUGAAUCUGGGAAAACUACAAUCAUUAAACAAAUGAAAAUUUUGCACAUUAAUGGAUUUUCAACUGAAGAAAAGAAACAGAAAAUUCCAUAUAUUAAGCAAAAUAUUCACGAAUCCAUCUACGAUAUUGUUAACAACAUGGAUAAAAUUGAUCCUACUGUAAAACUUGAGAAGAAUGAAAAUGAAGAAUGUGCGAAAUUUAUUUUAAAUUUGGGGCCAAAAGAACCUGAGGAAUACACUGAGGAAUAUUUCGAUUAUGUGAAGAGUCUUUGGGGCGAUCAAGGUGUGCAAAAAACGUUCGAGCGCUCAAAUGAAUAUCAGUUAAUAGAUAGUGCCCAACAUUUCUUAGAUCGUAUUGACGAAAUUAGAAAACCCGACUACAUCCCAUCAACUCAAGAUAUUCUGUUUUGCCGAAUUCGCACCACUUCUAUUUCAGAAAUUGAAUUCAGUGUCCCAGUACCCAAAAUGUACGGUGGCGGUAGUGCCAACUUUUUGAUGUACGAUGUAGGAGGCCAACGAGGAGAACGCCGAAAAUGGAUACAAGUAUUCGACGGAAUUGACGCUAUUUUAUUCAUAAUUGCGGCAAGUGAUUUUGAUCAAACUCUAAGAGAAGAUGAAUCGAAGAAUCGGCUUGAGGAAGCUUUGUCGGUUUUCAAAGAUAUGUGUGGAAGCCGGUUUUUGCGAAAAGCUGGAAUGAUUGUAUUUCUCAACAAACAAGACCUCUUUCAGAGAAAACUCGAGCAAGGAAGAAGAUUGGAAAAGUACUUUCCCGAGUACAAUAGUUUUAAUAAAACUUUCACCUCUGAUGUCGAUAAUGGAAAAGCUUUCUUAGGAGAGAAAAUAACACAAAUGUCGAAAACAGAAGUAACAGUAAAAAAUUAUAAUCCAAUUACAAAAACAGUGUCUGAAGAGAAAUUGCCUCCCAGAGACAUUUACAUUCACCAUACUAUCGCUACAGACACUCAAAAUGUUAAAAAAGUGUUUGAUAGUGUCCACGAAAUGAUAAUUAAGGAAAGAGUAAAAAACAUUGCAAGCUAUUAAUACAAAUUUAUGAAUUACAAUACAAUCUUACACAAUUAUUAAUUACUUAAGCAAAGACCACUUGAGUUGUUCUUUAGCUGACUGUAUUACCUACAAAUAAAUGUAUUCUGUUAUUAAA
Tribolium madens (black flour beetle) is the source of this 1431-nucleotide messenger RNA. RefSeq names its product guanine nucleotide-binding protein G(f) subunit alpha (gene Galphaf). Gene Ontology annotation, molecular function: GTPase activity; GTP binding; G-protein beta/gamma-subunit complex binding. The transcript has 4 exons. Bases 174 to 1313 code for a protein of 379 amino acids. Gene Ontology annotation, biological process: adenylate cyclase-modulating G protein-coupled receptor signaling pathway. Gene Ontology annotation, cellular component: heterotrimeric G-protein complex. The record is from RefSeq and is a predicted model, not a curated record. NCBI's taxonomy places the organism in Eukaryota, Metazoa, Arthropoda, Insecta, Coleoptera, Tenebrionidae.